AUGUCUAGUGCGGAGGCGUUUGUUCGUGUGCAUAGGUUAUUGAGACAAAAGGGGAUCACGAUGGUGCUUUGUGGGUUUGGAGUCGAUAGUGAGAUGGGUAGGGCGUUGAGGAGUGUGGAAGUGCUUGAGGCGGAGGGUGUUGAGUUGUUUGAAGGGUUUGGGGAUGCGAUCGAGUGGACGGAGAAUUGUUAUUUGAGAGCGUGGUUCAGAGCACAGAAAGAGCUAGUGCUUCCGUUCGCUUUACCUGGAAGGCAAGACACAGAUCCACUUUCUCCUGGUUCUCACACUAGCGCUGCAACAUCCCCUCGUCGAUCCCAUUUAAAUGACGUUGGGUUUAGGACGAUCGCGAACGAUAUUCCGCCACCAGCUACCGCCGAGGCGCAUCCGGAACCUUACAACACCCUUGUCAAAGUCUUCUCAUCCUUCGGUGGUAUCAGUUCUGACGAUAUCCUCACCUUAAUGACGUACCUCCAACGGAUGUCUCUUCCUGAAGGCCACGUUCUUUGGAAGCAAGGGGACGAGUCGGAUGGGCUGUAUUUCAUCGAAAGUGGUGUUUUGAGAGCAUCUUAUUGCUUCUCCAUGCACAGUCCGGUUGUGGAGGAAUCGAUGGUGUCCGGUACGCUUGCGGGAGAGUUGUCGGCGUUGAGUGAUUUAGAGAGGAAUGCGACUGUUUGGGUGGAGAGAGAUGCGGUUGUGUGGAAGUUGAGUAGAGGGGAGUUCGUGAGGCUGGAGAGGGAGAAUCUGGGACUUGACAUGGUUGUGUUUAGGAUGGUAUUGAGAUCUGCGAAGGUGGAUCAUGAUAUUUUGUUGUCUGCUUUGGCGACCAGACAGUAG
This is a messenger RNA of Marasmius oreades (fairy-ring Marasmius), 834 nucleotides long. RefSeq lists its product as uncharacterized. Lineage: Eukaryota; Fungi; Basidiomycota; Agaricomycetes; Agaricales; Marasmiaceae. The record is from RefSeq and is a predicted model, not a curated record. Bases 1 to 834 code for a protein of 277 amino acids. The transcript is spliced from 5 exons.